AUGGAGGCAAUCAAGCAGACCUUUCAACGGUGCAAGGCCGAGAACCGGAGUGCCUUGGUCACUUAUGUGACCGCCGGCUACCCCAAGCCCGAGGAUACUCCCGAUAUCUGCCUGGCUAUGGAGAAGGGAGGCGCAGAUAUCAUCGAGCUCGGUAUACCCUUCACAGAUCCCAUAGCAGACGGUCCGACUAUCCAGACCUCGAACACCGUCGCUCUUCAAAAUGGUGUCACACUAUCUAGCACACUCCAGAUGGUCCGCGAUGCUCGGAAAAGAGGGCUGAAGACGCCUGUCCUGCUCAUGGGCUACUACAACCCUCUGCGCGCUUACGGCGAGGAGAGGUUGCUGAACGACUGCAAGGACGCUGGCAUCAAUGGCUUCAUCAUCUGCGAUCUGCCGCCCGAGGAGGCCGUCUCCUUCCGCCAGCUCUGCUCCAAGGGAAGCCUUUCCUACAUCCCUCUGAUCGCCCCUGCCACCUCAGACAAGCGCAUGCGUCUGCUUUGCCAGCUCGCCGAUUCCUUCAUCUACGUUGUCUCUCGCCAGGGUGUCACUGGUGCGCUUGGUACGAUGAACGCGGGCCUUCCCAGUCUCCUGGAGCGUGUCAAGAAGUACUCUGGUAAUAAGCCCGCUGCCGUCGGUUUCGGCAUUUCCACGCGCGACCACUUCACCAGCGUCGCCCAGGUUGCCGAUGGCGUUGUUGUGGGCAGCAUGAUUGUCACCACGCUGCAGAAAGCUCCCGAGGACCAACGCUACAAGGCCGUCCAGGAGUACUGCUCGUACUUGUGUGGGCGGACCCCCGAGGAGGGCCUGACGAGGGAGGUAGGCGUCGUCGAGGCCAUCUCUCAGGCCAAGGAACCCGACGCACAGCCCACCGUGAGUGCUGUCAUCUCAGACGAACAUGUCAACGGCGACGAUGCCGGGCUGGUAGCUCAGCUGGCCGCACUGCAUGGCAAGAUACCCGAGCGUUUCGGCGAGUUUGGCGGGCAGUACGUGCCUGAGUCUCUGAUGGAUUGCCUCUCGGAGCUCGAGGACGGGUUCAACAAGAUCAAGGAUGACCCGCUCUUCUGGGAGGAGUUUCGUUCAUACUACCCUUACAUGGGCCGGCCAGGCCAACUGCAUCUUGCUGACCGACUGACCAAGCACGCCGGCGGUGCCAACAUCUGGCUCAAGAGGGAGGACCUCAACCACACCGGCAGCCACAAGAUCAACAAUGCUGUUGGCCAGAUCCUACUCGCGCGGAGGCUAGGCAAAACCAAGAUCAUUGCUGAGACUGGAGCGGGCCAGCACGGUGUCGCAACUGCUACCGUGUGUGCUAAAUUCGGCAUGGAGUGCACAGUGUACAUGGGCGCCGAGGACGUGAGACGACAGGCGCUGAACGUCUUCCGCAUGAAACUUCUUGGCGCUAAAGUGGUUGCUGUCGAGGCAGGCAGCAAGACACUCCGAGACGCCGUCAACGAGGCGAUGCGGGCCUGGGUCGUCCAGCUCGAGGACACACACUACAUCAUCGGCUCAGCGAUCGGCCCACACCCCUUCCCAACGAUAGUGCGGACCUUCCAGUCCGUUAUCGGCAACGAGACAAAGCAGCAGAUGUUGGAGAAGCGAGGCAAGCUGCCAGACGCCGUCGUGGCGUGUGUGGGUGGUGGCAGCAAUGCCACCGGCAUGUUCUUCCCCUUCUCCAACGACCCCUCCGUCAAGCUACUUGGAGUCGAGGCUGGCGGUGACGGUAUCGACACCCUGCGUCACUCGGCGACGCUGGCAGCGGGUACCAAGGGUGUGCUACACGGAGUCAAAACGUACGUGCUACAGAACGAGCACGGGCAGAUCCAGGACACGCACUCGGUGUCUGCUGGCCUCGACUAUCCGGCCGUCGGGCCCGAGCUGGCUUCCUGGAAGGACAGCGAGCGUGCCAAGUUCAUUGCCGCCACGGACGAGCAGGCAUUCAUCGGGUUCAAGCUCAUCAGUCAGCUGGAGGGUAUUAUUCCCGCACUGGAGUCGGCGCAUGGUGUCUACGGUGCCAUCGAGCUGGCGAAGACCAUGAAGCCUGACCAGGAUGUGGUCAUAUGCCUGAGUGGCCGCGGCGACAAGGACGUGCAGAGUGUGGCCGAUGAGCUUCCCGUAAUAGGCCCUAAGAUCGGUUGGGAUUUGCGGUUCUAG
Messenger RNA from Diaporthe amygdali, 2151 nucleotides. RefSeq lists its product as uncharacterized. Gene Ontology annotation, biological process: L-tryptophan biosynthetic process. The record is from RefSeq and is a predicted model, not a curated record. Gene Ontology annotation, cellular component: cytoplasm. The transcript is spliced from 6 exons. NCBI's taxonomy places the organism in Eukaryota, Fungi, Ascomycota, Sordariomycetes, Diaporthales, Diaporthaceae. Gene Ontology annotation, molecular function: tryptophan synthase activity. Bases 1 to 2151 code for a protein of 716 amino acids.